This is a messenger RNA of Mytilus californianus (California mussel), 6192 nucleotides long. RefSeq lists its product as uncharacterized. The coding region runs from base 60 to 1496 and encodes 478 amino acids. Lineage: Eukaryota; Metazoa; Mollusca; Bivalvia; Mytilida; Mytilidae. The record is from RefSeq and is a predicted model, not a curated record. Gene Ontology annotation, biological process: proteolysis. The transcript has 7 exons. Gene Ontology annotation, molecular function: cysteine-type endopeptidase activity.
AACUUUUACAACCUAUUUUCCCUUUGUUUUUUCUGAGAAAAUAACUGGUCAUUCUUGGAAUGGAAGGUAGCUAUGAUUUCAAUCAGAAGGAGAGAGGAAUUGCUUUACUGAUCCAUAAUGAAUAUUUCUUGAAGUCCUCUGGAUAUCAGAAUAGACCUGGUGAUGAUAGGGAUUAUAAAAGGAUGAAGAAAAUCUUUAAGACAAUGGGCUUCAAAGUGUGCUCCUUCAGAGAUAAAACUAAAAGAGAAAUAUUGGAAAUAGCAGAUGAAGUGGCUGGAAUGGAGGAAAAGCACAGAGGAUCUGAUUGCUUUGUUUGUGUUGUGGCAUCACAUGGCUUGGAAUCACAGAAGGACACUGACGUCCACAGUCGAUCACAUGAGAGGGAACAUGUGAUUGUGGGGGUUGAUGGGAAGGAAAUGAGUACAAGUGAUUUUGUGGAAAAGUUUGAUGGAGAAAACUGUGAAGGUUUACAAGGCAAACCCAAAUUUUUCUUUAUUCAGGCAUGCAGAAUAGGAAGAUAUAGAGGCGGUGAUGAAGGAAUGGAUAAAGGACUGGAGAUUGGAAUCACUAAGGAGGAAAACAUGAAGAAAAAGAAGAAAACAAAGAAAAAAGGCAAACAUAUGGUAGAUGGUUCAGUUCAGGAACCAGAUACAAGUGAGAAGCAAGAUUCUAAAGAUGAAACAUUUGAUGAAUCGGAUGACAGUGUGGAUGAUGAAGAAGAUGUAGUGACAUCAGAUACAGAUGAUGAUGAAGACUUUGCAGAGUUUAGAGCUAAGUUUCAAGAAAUUGAUGCAGAUUUGUCAAAAGAAAGUCAUCCCAAACAGAGAUUAGAAUUGGAAAAGAGAUUACGGAGAAAAAAAAUAGAGGAGCUGGAUGCUAAAGGACUGAUGCCAGAUGAGGACAGUGUUAAAGUCAGUGUAGGCAGUGGUUUUUCCAAGAUAGAUGUGCCUGCAAAUGCCAAAACAGAUGAGCAAAUUGUUUCUGUAGAUAAAACAAAACCCUCAGCAUACGAAGAGUCUUCGUUACAAUUAGACGAUAAAAAGUUGGUAAGAAAAAAUGACAGUAAACUAUCCACUGAAGAAGUAGAUGCCAAAGGUUAUAAACCAUCUGAGAGGAGAGUUGAAUAUGUUGUUCCCAUGGUUACAGUAGUACCCUGUCCAGACGAUACACUCAUUAUGUUUGCUUCAACAUCAGGGAAUUUUGCUGUACGAAGCCCUGCAGCUGGUAGUUGGUUACUUAACAAGCUUUACCAGCAGCUUAAGGUUUAUACAAAAGAUCCUGGUAGUUUUCAGAACAUUAACUUCCUGAAUAUUUUGACAGAGGUUUUAACCUGUAUGAGUUUGGAAACAUAUAGUCCUGGAGAAAAGAGUCAUACAAAAUAUUUAGAAGGACGGUUUUCUCCUGGUUGCAUCACUCAUUGCCUAACAGAACAAGUAUUUUUUACAGAAAAGCCAUCAAAAAGAAAAUUUUCAUUUUUAAAACUGUUUAAAAGAUAAAUCAGAAUAGUGAUAUUUAUUUUUGUUAUAUAUGUUUUUUUUAGUUAGUUAUUAUACUCACUGGAAUAACUAGGUUUUAUUUUAAAGGGUGGGGUCACAAAAAAUAUCUGCUUGAAAAUGGUGAAAACAUUUUGGUGAGUAGAUUUUUAGGAACUGUAAAUAAAAUCUUCCUGGGAUUAUCAUUUCCAUUCAAAUAUUGUAUCCAAUGAGUCAACAAAUUAGGUGACUUGUUUUAAUUAAAAUCCUUUAAACAAACAAAUGUCAUAUUAACGUUCACCAUUGGGUAAACCUAUUUUAUAAAAGGCAUUUUAUAACCUAUCAGAUGAUCAAAUCAUCAAAGAAUUAAAUUAAGGGGAUAUCAGGCUUCAAUUAUUUUGUUAACAGGAAGUUCCAACAAAAAAAAAACCUUGAAAUUAAAAACUGCUUGUUCUCCUUUAAGGAUGUACUAAGGUGAAGUUAAAAAAAUCUAGAAUUUAAAAUUGAUACUAUAAGUCGGAAGAGCAUUAGUUAAGGAACAAAAUAAGCUAAAAAUAUUGAUAGGUUAUGGAGCUCCUUUUUGAGAUAUUUGAUUUUUGUCGAGCCAGCGACUUUUGUUGCAGAAAGCUCGACAUAGGGAUAGUGAUCCGGUGGUGGCGGCAACGGCGUUAGCUAACUUCUUAAAAGCUUUACAUUUUAGAAGGUGGAAGACCUGGAUGCUUCAUACUUUGUAUAUGGAUGCCUCAUGUUACAAAGUUUCCGUCAGUCACAUGUCCAAUGUCCUUGACCUCAUUUUCAUGGUUCAGUGACUACUUGAAAAAAAAGUUAAGAUUUUUUGUAAUGUUAAAUUCUCUCUUAUUAUAAGUAAUAGGGUAACUAUAUUUGGUAUGUGUGUACCUUGCAAGGUCCUCAUGCCUGUCAGACAGUUUUCACUUGACCUCGACCUCAUUUCAUGGAUCAGUGAACAAGGUUAGGUUUUGGUGGUCAAGUCCAUAUCUCAGAUACUAUAAGCAAUAGGUCUAGUAUAUUCGGUGUAUGGAAGGACUGUAUGGUGUACAUGUCCAACUGGCAGGUGUCAUCUGACCUUCACCUCAUUUUCAUGGUUCAGUGGUUAUAGUAAAGUUUUUAUGUUUUGGUCUGUUUUUCUUAUACUGUAUGCAAUAGGUCUACUAUAUUUGGUGUAUGGAAUGAUUGUAAGGUGUACAUGUUUAGCUGGCAGGUGUCAUCUGACCUUGACCUCAUUUUCAUGGUUCAGUGGUCAAAGUUAAGUUUUUGAGUUUUGGUCUAUUUUCAUGGGUCAGUGGUCAAUGUUAAGUUUUUGAGUUUUGGUCUAUUUUUCUAAUACUAUAUGCAAUAGUUCAACUAUAUUUGGUGUAUGGAAAUAUUUUAUGAUCUAUAUGUCAGUCAGGUUUUAUUUGACCUUGACCUCAUUUUCAAGGUUCAUUGCUCAGUGUUAAGUUUUUGUGUUUUGGUCUGUUUUUCUUAAACUAUAAACAAUAGCAAUAGGUCAACUAUAUUUGUUGUAUGGAAGAAUUGUUAGCUGUACAUGCCUGCCUAGCAUGGUUCAUCUGACCUUGACCUCAUUUUCAUGAUUCAUUGGUCAAUGUUUAGUUUACUUGGUUAAUGUUAAGUUUAUGUGACAGUUGUAAUAAAGCUUUAUAUUUAGGACUAUCAACAUAAUAUCAAUGAUUAGUAAAGAAGGCGUGUGCAGUCUUGUUUAAAAAUGGUGGGAAAAGACUGACUCCGACUUUUACCUUAUAUUUGCAUUGGUAUUAUUUGGGUCUCAAAUCGAAAGAAAUGAAAUCUAGAAUCUGCUUAAAUUUUGGUAAAUGACCUUUUAUGAGCUAUUGAAGUCUUAUAUGAAAAGAAAAAUGGGUGUUAUGGAGCAAAAUAUUUUACCCUGUAUUGUAGGAAAAAAACCCAAGGAGUCCGAACAUCUGACACAAAUUUCUAAACCUCACCUAAGUACAUCCUUAAGUAAAAUGAAAAAAACAUUUCAGUCAAUCAUAUCUUUUAAAGUUUUAGGAUUUUAUAGAAAAUUCUACAUCUGCAUUAAAAGCUCUUGAUUCUCCUUGAAGUGAAAUCUUUUACAUUUGUGUGUUUGUGAAUUUUUUACUUCCUGAUCUGCAAAGGCAAAGGCAGGUGUAAACAAUUGAUGAGCCCUUUUAAUCAGAAUCAAUAUCAUUUUUUUGGCAUAAAAAUGUAAAAAAUAUUUCUUCUUCCUUUACUUGCCACAACACGUCAGUAAGGGCACGACCCCUAGGGAUAUCAGGAUAAAGUUCCAUAACAUUAUAAAAAAAUCCCCACUUGAAGCCCUGUAUCUGUAUCUGCUUCUGGUACUUUAUCUUUAUUUUGUUUAACCAUUCUUAUAUUCUAUAUUAGGGGUGGGCUUAAAGGUUUAUCAAAUGUUUAUCAAAUAUGAUCAGAAUUUGUGCCAUUUUUCAUAUUCAGGUUAAUUUACAGGGCCAAAUAAGUUAAAAAAUGUACCUUAUCAAAUAGUGUCUGUGAUUGCUUAGACAUACCUGCCAACAUAACAAUUCUAGAAAGGAGACUUCCUUUUUUUACUGAAAAAAAAUGAAAUCUUCCCAUUUGUUAAAAAAUCAUCAAGUUUUUCUAGUAUUUUCUGUGACUGAUUUUCGCAAUAUCACAAGUAUUAUUCUUAUUGGCAUAGUAGAAUAAAGAAUGUUGUUUUAGCUAAUUAAAUCCAUGAAUAGACAAUUCAUCCUUUUGUGCUUUUAACGAUAUGAAAAUACAUUGUAUCUUGAUACAAAAUUGUGAAUGGAAAAAUGUCGUCACACAUCAUCUCCCCCUUAGUAAAGAUCAAAAAGGAGAUUACCCACUUUGUAGCUCCAAAAGGUUGGCAGGUAUGUUGAAAAUUAAACAGUACAUUUGAACUGGAUUUUUCAUGUUGGUUUUAAGAUAUAUAUCAAUAAAUUGUGAGUACUGACAUUAAUUUAAUAUAAAAAAAAAGUGAAAUUUAGUUAAUUUUUAUGAAGUGAGCAUUAUUUUUUGUUGUUGUUGUUUUUAACAUUUCACAUUUAUUUAUACUCUUAAAAGAAUAGAGAACAUACUCUUGAAAUAUUAAAGUUAAUACUCUUGAAAUAAUAAAAGUUAAUACUCUUGAAAUAAUAAAAUUUAAUACUCUUGAAAUAAUAAAAGUUAAUACUCUUGAAAUGAUAAAAGUUAAUACUCUUGAAAUAAUAAAAUUUAAUACUCUUGAAAUAAUAAAAGUUAAUACUCUUGAAAUAAUAAAAGUUAAUACGCUUGAAAUAAUAAAAGAAAUACUCUUGAAAUAAUAAAGGAAAUAUCUUGAAAUAAUAAAAGAAAUGAAGAGUGUGAAUCAAUAUAAAAUUGUAUUGUAUCUUGAUUCUUGCUCUUAAAAAAGAAAGUAACCUUAUUUAUGAGUUAGUUUAAACAACAUUUAUUCAGAUAAAUCAUCACAUAAGAAUAUAAUACAAUUAAAAUAAAUAUGAGUUCAUGUGACAAUGGUCUAUCUUCAUCUUUCAUUGUGGCAAUAUUUUAUCUUGCUAAUUGUUUUUAUUUGAGAUUUUCAUAUUUUUAACAGUUUCACCAAAAUCUGACUGUUUUCAUUUACAAACUGUAAACCAACUAAUGUUUUGCAAGCUGUUGAUUUUCCCCAUUUAUGCAAGUAGAAAUAUCAAUCAACACAAAUCUGUAAAAAUAUGAUCUUCCCCAUUAAUAUAUAAACAUCUCAAGAAUAUGAAGGAAAUAUUGAAAAAAAAAAUCAUUGCCACAAAGUCAGCAAGAAAUGUCUAAAUAUAAUUUAUGUGAAAUAAGUUGGUUUACAGUAUAACAAACAGAGAAUAGACAUUAGAUAUAAAUAUAUUUAAAGUGAUCAUACAUGAAUAUCUAUUACAUUUCAGUAUUACAAUUGUUAAAUGUAAAUGGUUAUGAUUCAAAGUAUUUUUUAUAAUGUUAGCUUUGUAUUUAUAUGUAUAUUUUUUUUACAUAAUUCAAUUUUGUGGAUUGAAUAGCUUAAGAACUAUUUGAUAUGUGAACGAAGAAAAAAAGCUAUCCUGAUAUCAAAUUUAUACAUCUAUCUCAACUUUGUUUUUUUUUCAAAAAGAAAUGAUUCCAAAAAUAUAAUCUUUUUCUACAGAUUGGUUACAUUAUACACAAAUAUUUCAAAAAGCAAUUCCUGAAACAUAUUUUAUCCAAAUGCUUGGUAGCACUGAAGGGUAUAAAGGUUGCAUUCAUUUUGAAUUUUAAUCACUGAAUUGCAAUUGAACAUCUUUAGAACAUUUUUUGAAUUUGAGUUAUCUUCCUUUGCCCUUAAUUGUAGUUGAACAUCAUUUGUUAAUUUUUAAUAAAAUGGUAUUCUUAACAAAGUAUGAUUAUACACAAACACGUCAAUGUAUUAUCAAUCAAAUGCUUGACAUUGGUAUGGACAUGAUCUAAUGAAAAUUUACCUCACUGCACUUAGUUGUUUUUUAACUCUCAAAUGUUCAAAAGCAGUGUUGGUAGAGUAAGAAAUGAGUGAAUUGCAACUUUAUUUGGUUUACAAAACCAUAGAUGUUGAGUUUGUCUAAUUAUAAAUCAGAAAAGUCUUCAUAUUUAAUUGGCUAGAUGGGGGUCAGGAUGGUAGCACAGUAAUACAUAAAUAUACAUACAUUUUUCCUCAUGGAAGGGGAAGCUAAGUAUGUUUGAUAGUAUGUUUAAAUAUUUAAUUCAACAAAGCUUUGACUGAUAAAACAAUAUA